Verticillium nonalfalfae is the source of this 1314-nucleotide messenger RNA. RefSeq lists its product as uncharacterized. Gene Ontology annotation, biological process: L-tryptophan biosynthetic process. The coding region runs from base 1 to 1314 and encodes 437 amino acids. Gene Ontology annotation, molecular function: oxo-acid-lyase activity; isochorismate synthase activity. The transcript has a single exon. Lineage: Eukaryota; Fungi; Ascomycota; Sordariomycetes; Glomerellales; Plectosphaerellaceae. The record is from RefSeq and is a predicted model, not a curated record.
AUGUCUUCCCAGCAAUCCUUCACGUUCUCGCCCGGCACAGGGACUCCUAUUGACAGAGUCGCAUCUCUUCUCUCUACUCUCGGUGCUGAACCAUACUACGCCUACGAGCGACAAGGCCACUGGCAUGUAGGCAUUGGCAGUCUCGCAUCCUUGGCUAUCGGGUCGGAUGGACAGCACGCCACAAUUUCUACGCUCGAUGGAAGCGAGUCCCUAGCUAUUGAGUCUAGCCUCGCCGACGUAGCGCGAAACUUCCUCCGCACUCACCCAGCUGCGGGAAAGGUUUUCGGCUUUGCAGGCUUCAACUAUGCACCCCACAUCAAAGGCCUCAUGUACCACGCAGGGCGAUGGCCUCUCCUUACUCUGAUGAUUCCCCAGGUUGAGCUGAACAUAAAUUCUGGGGGGUUCACCAUCUCAGGGGGCGGAGAGAACCAAGGUCGAUACAUCGAGUCUGUGCUGAAGGGAGGCGAGACACCACGCGGAUCCCCUCACAUGCCCGACUGGCAGACUGAUCAACAUCGAAAAGUGUACAUGCAGUCGGUGGAGGACGGUCUGUCUCAGAUUAGAGAGGGUCGCUUGGCCAAAGUCAUCCUCUCCAGGGCAGUUGAUCUUCCGGGCCCCGUCAACAUGCCUCAGACGCUCCUUACAGGGCGAAAGUCGAAUACUCCGAGGACAACCUUUUGUCUUUCUCAUGGCGGUUUCCAGGCCACCGGAUUCAGUCCCGAAUUGGUCAUGUCUCUGGAGAAUGGCCGCGUCACCACAGAACCGCUGGCUGGUACCCGUUCAUGUGGUUCCAGCGACGCUGAGCGUCUGAAACUGCGACAAGAACUUCUCAGUGAUUCCAAGGAGAUUGUGGAACACGUUCUGUCCGUCAAAGCCGCGGUCGAGGAACUUGAGCAGAUUUGCUCGAACGAUACCGUCGUUGUCGACGAUUUCAUGUCGAUCAGGGAACGCGGCAAGGUGCAGCAUCUUGGGUCCAGGGUGUGCGGACAGUUGAACGAGGCGAAGGAUGCCUGGGACGCGUUCGAUGUUCUUUUCCCAUCGAUCACUGCGUCUGGGAUUCCAAAGCAGCCUGCCCUUGAGGUCAUCACCUCCCUUGAGACACGGCCUCGUGAACUGUACUCUGGCAGCGUCAUCAUGCUUGAAGGAUCGGACUUUUUUGAGGGAGCCCUGGUACUCAGAUCGGUCUAUCAAGAUGAGGAAAAGGCAUGGGUGCAGGCAGGCGCAGGAAUCAUCGAUCAGUCUGAGCCCGCGCGCGAGUUUACUGAGACAGUUGAGAAGCUUAGCACCAUCGCGCCAUUUGUGGUGCCUCUUUGA